Molecule: messenger RNA, 5603 nt
Organism: Bactrocera tryoni
Lineage: Eukaryota; Metazoa; Arthropoda; Insecta; Diptera; Tephritidae
Gene: sno
Product: protein strawberry notch
Exons: 15
Coding region: 146-4771 (1541 amino acids)
Biological process (GO): regulation of DNA-templated transcription
Cellular component (GO): nucleus
Molecular function (GO): chromatin DNA binding; histone binding
Source: RefSeq, a predicted model, not a curated record
GUACGGAAUAAAAAAUAGUGCGAAGCGUGUGAAUUGUGCGUUGCCUCGUUUACGAACAUAAUUUCCGGAUCGCGUUGUGAAAAAAGUGUAUUAUAAUAGUUUUGUGCAUUUGAACGUGUCCGGCGAAAUCGCAUAUAAACCAAAAAUGGCUUCUUUGAAAAAGUCCAUUGAUUUUAAAGACGAUUUAGAUGAUGAUGAUGAUUCCUGUUCUGACUUCGAUGAUGAUGAAGAUCCAGAUAAAAUAGAAGUGCCAGGCGGUGGUCGUGAUCUACAAACCGCGGUUAUAUAUGCGAAAAACAGCGGACACAAACCAAACAGCGCCAGCAGCAAUAACAACAAAAAUAUUAUCAAUAAUAAUAACUCUCUAUUAACAACUAAUCAACCGCGUAUAAAUAAUUCUAUAAUAACAACAAAACCAACAGCAGGCGGUGUUUCAUUACUGAACAACAACAAUAUGCCGAAGAAAAGCACAGCAGCACCGGCAGCCAUCGGAAUGUCCAACUAUCCGAGCAGUUCGGGCUCCGCUGCAGCAGCAGCAGCAGCCGCCGCCGCUGCGGCCGCCGGCUACACCGGCCUACCAACGCCACUGCCAUUCAGCGCCAAUCAGCUGAUGAAUAUGGCCGCGUAUGCUGCAGCCAGUGGCGCUGGUGUUGCUGGUCCGGGCAAUGUACCCGGCGGCGCGGCCGGCUUAAGCGCGCUGCUCGCAGCUGGUCUCGGCGCGGCUGGCGGCCUCAACGCACUGCCCAACAUCGGCGCACUCACUAACACUAAUGCGGCUGCCUUGGCGGCGGUCGCUGGUGCUGGCGCGGGCGUGUUGGGCGGCACAGGCAAUUACUAUCAAACAAAUUCGAAUCUGAAUAUGGCAGCGUCUUUAUUGGCGCAGAUGAGCAUGGGCCUCGGCUAUGAUGCAGCGCCAACAGCCGCGCCCAGCGUGCCCGCUAACGCCAAUCCGCCGGCUACCGCGGCGUCAUCACAAGCCAAGACCAACGCUUUGAUAAUGCAGAAAAUACAAGCCUUGGUCGCGGCUAAUCCAUCUUUUCUUACCAGCGGCAUACCGAAUCACGUGCUGGCACAGCUCUUCAUGCAGCCGAUGAAGAUGGCGCCCGCCACUGUCACUGCUGCGCCUGCACCUGAGGAGGAGGAAGUGGACUAUGAAGAAAUGGGUGUUGCCGAGACUUACGCCGAGUAUUGGCCCGCUAAAUUGAAAUUGGGCAAAAAGCAUCCCGAUCCAGUGGUCGAGACCGCCUCGCUCUCCUCCGUCGAACCCUGUGAUGUUUACUACAAACUCUCCAUUCCACCGGACACCAUUAAUAGCGGUUACUUGAGCGCGCUGCAGUUGGAGUCCAUUACGUACGCCUCUCAGGCGCACGAUCACUUGCUGCCAGAUGGCACACGUGCAGGCUUUUUGAUUGGUGAUGGCGCCGGUGUGGGCAAAGGUCGUACUAUCGCCGGCAUAAUCUAUGAAAACUAUCUGAAGGGGCGCAAAAAGGCGCUCUGGAUUUCGGUGUCCAAUGACCUGAAGUAUGACGCCGAACGCGAUUUGCUGGACAUUGGCGCGAGCAAAAUCGAAGUGCAUGCGCUUAAUAAGUUCAAAUACGCCAAAAUAUCUUCAGAUGUGAAUAACAAUUGCAAGCGCGGAGUUAUAUUCAGCACAUAUUCAGCGCUCAUCGGAGAAUCCAAUAACAAGACUGGCAAAUACAAAUCACGUUUAAAGCAGUUAUUACAGUGGUGUGGCGAAGAUUUCGAUGGCCUCAUCAUAUUCGACGAGUGUCACAAGGCCAAGAAUUUGUGCCCCGUUGGCUCAGGUAAGCCCACGAAGACGGGCCAAACGGUAUUGGAGCUACAAAAUAAAUUGCCAAGGGCGCGAGUUGUCUACGCUUCGGCCACAGGCGCUUCAGAGCCCAAAAAUAUGGCUUAUAUGGUGCGUUUGGGCCUCUGGGGACAGGGUACUGCAUUUCCGGCAUUUAAUGACUUCAUUAUGGCGGUGGAGAAACGCGGCGUUGGCGCUAUGGAAAUCGUGGCUAUGGACAUGAAAUUGCGUGGCAUGUAUAUAGCCCGUCAGCUAAGCUUCCACGGUGUGACAUUCAAAAUUGAGGAGGUGGCGCUGUCCAAAGAGUUUCGCAAGGUCUACGAUCAGUCUGUGGAGCUGUGGGUCGAAGCCAUGCAGAAAUUCACCGAAGCCGCCGAACUCAUAGACGCCGAGAGUCGCAUGAAGAAGACUAUGUGGGGCCAGUUUUGGUCGUCGCAUCAACGUUUCUUCAAAUACCUCUGCAUUGCGGCGAAGGUUAAUCACGCAGUGCAUGUGGCGCGCGAGGCGAUUAAAUACGGCAAAUGCGUCGUCAUUGGUCUGCAAUCCACGGGCGAAGCGCGCACGCUCGAACAACUGGAGAGAGAUGAUGGAGAACUGACUGAUUUCGUGUCCACCGCAAAGGGUGUUUUUCAAUCACUGGUGGAGAAGCAUUUCCCCGCACCCGAUCGCAACCGUAUCAAUCGAAUACUCGGUUUGGGUGGUUAUUCCGAUGUGAAGACAAACAUUAAAAGCAUAAUUGCGGAAGUGACCAGCAAACGUGAGACCGCGAGCAUUAAAGAAGAGCCUUGCUCUUCGUCAUCCAGCACUGUGGGUAGCAAACGCAAAAUGGGGCGAGAGGAUGCACGUACAAAGAAAACGCGCAAAAACUCGUGGAAUGAUUCCGAUGAUGAUUCACAAAAUGAAUCGGAAGAUAGUGAUUUCAAAAUGUCCCACUCAGAGUCUGAGGAGUCCGAUGUGGCCGCGCACUCGGACAGCUGUGAGUCCUCUGACUUUAAUCCCUUCUUCAGCGGCUCUGACAGUGAUAAUGAUCCGUGGGUGGCGCGCUCGAAGAAGAAGGCCAAGAAGAAGGCAAAACCGAAGGACACAACUGCCAAUAGUAACAACAACAACAGCGCCAACACAACAGUCCCUACUGCUAGCACUACAAACACUAACGGUGUAUCAGCCACUGUCAAUGCGGUGGUACCAAAACGCAAAGGGCCAGUCUCCACACAAGAUCGCAUACAAGACCUGCUGCAGAAGAAACAAGAACUGAAGGGUACCGUUACGCAAAUAGGUGUUAACGGCAUCAAAUUGAAUUAUGGUCCACCACCGAAGGACGCCAUUGAGCGUGCCUGUAGCAUGAAAGAGGAGCUGUUGCGUAAAAUUGAAAGACUCGGCGAUCGCUUGCCACCGAACACGCUCGAUCAGCUGAUUGAUGAGCUCGGCGGCCCCGACAAUGUGGCCGAAAUGACCGGCCGCAAAGGACGCGUCGUGCAGUCAGACAAUGGUUCUAUACAGUAUGAGUCGCGUUCCGAACAGGAUGUGCCAUUAGAGACGCUCAACAUCACCGAGAAGCAACGUUUUAUGGAUGGCGAAAAAGAUGUGGCCAUCAUUUCAGAGGCGGCAUCUAGCGGUAUUUCAUUACAGAGCGAUCGGCGCGUGCGCAAUCAGCGUCGACGUGUGCACAUCACACUGGAGCUGCCAUGGUCCGCUGAUCGCGCCAUACAACAGUUCGGACGUACACAUCGUUCCAAUCAAGUGAAUGCGCCCGAGUACAUAUUUCUCAUAUCCGAUUUGGCGGGUGAGCGGCGUUUCGCCUCGACAGUAGCGAAGCGUUUGGAAUCGCUCGGUGCGCUCACACAUGGCGAUCGUCGUGCCACCGAGACGCGUGACUUGUCUCAAUUCAAUAUAGACAACAAAUAUGGACGCACCGCCCUUGAGACGGUGAUGAAGACGAUCAUGGGCUACGAGUCGCCUCUGGUGCCACCGCCAAAUGACUAUAAGGGUGACUUCUUCAAAGACAUUGCUGGCGCGCUAGUCGGUGUGGGUAUUAUAGUGAAUAGCGAAUCCAAUCCGGGCGUCUUGAGUUUGGACAAAGAGUACAACAAUAUAUCGAAGUUCUUGAAUCGCAUACUCGGCAUGCCGGUAGAGCUCCAGAACAGACUUUUCAAAUAUUUCACCGACACGCUGAACGCCAUCAUCAAUCAGGCGAAGCGCGGUGGACGCUUCGAUUUGGGCAUUUUAGAUUUGGGCGCCGCCGGCGAAAAUGUAACGCGCGUCAAGCUCGUUCGCUUCAUACGCAAACACGCCACCGGUAAAGCACCCGCCGAACUGCAUACGGUACGUGUGGAACGUGGCAUGAUCUGGCAGGAAGCUAUUGACAAAUACGCCGAUUUAAUAAGCGAAUUUGAGGGCUUCUAUGUCUCGCAUCAAGUGCGCAAUGGCAAGCGCACCGCUAUUCUUGCGGUGGAAAUUGAAACGCCACAGCCACAACAGCAAUCCAACAGCAAGAAAAAGGAGAAGAGUCUCAACAAAAAAGACAUAAUGUAUCAAGUAUAUCGGCCAAACACGGGACUCCAAAUACGUCACGAAUCAUUGGCAGAGUUGGAGAAGAAGUACAAAAAGGUGCCCAGUGAGGAGGCGGAACCACACUGGACGCAACAGUAUGACGCAUCGGUGAACACUUGUUCGCACGCUUACUGGAACGGCAACUGUCGCAAUGUCAAUUUGGGCAAUGAAUGUGAGGUUGGCUUGCGCCAGCGUCUAUAUUACGUUCUGGCCGGUUCCGUGCUCUCCGUUUGGACGCGCGUCGAGCAGGUGUUAGCCAUGCGCAACGCCAACAACAAAAUGCAAGUGAUACGUUUGAAGACCACCGAAGGUGAAAAGAUUGUCGGCACGCUUAUACCGAAGUCUUGCCACGAACUGCUGCUGCAAGAUCUCAAGUCCGAUGCAGAGCGAAUUGAGGAGCUGAAAUUCUAAGAUUUGAAUAAAAUGAAAAUAAUUUCAACAAGACAAUUGAAGUGCGGAAGCUGUGAGAAGAAAAAUGUAAAAAUAUAUAAAGAAGAGUACGGCAAAGGAUACACAAACACGACCCAAAAAGCGCAAAUGGCUUAAGUCAUGCUAAUGUGUAAAAUUAGAAGGGAUUGCAUACACACAAAACGAAAAUGGAAGCGGAUUGGAUAAACUACAAAUCUAUGUAAACGUUCCCUUUACCAUUUAGUACGUAGUGAUUACGCUGGAUGCUAUGGUGCGCCUGCGCAACAGUCGAGCAGCCACUUAGUUAUUAGUUAUGAAACUAGCUGUCACACAUGCAUAUAUACAACAUAAAAAAUGUGUUUAGCGUGACUUGGCAUUACUUCUACACUGUAAAUGUUAAUAUAUAUACAAACUAAUGCAUAAAUUUAUCAUAUUAUAUGCGUAGUAAACCAAAACAAAAAAAAAAACAUAAAAAUGAAAUAUAUAUAUAUGGAAUCAAUUUGCAUAUGCAACAGUGCAUAUCUAGCAACAAAUCGCUAAUGUAUACUACUACAUAUGUAAAUGUGUAUUUUUCGCGUGCACGGUGGCACCCUUACGAAGGGUGCACAUGCGCCACCUUCUUAGUUGGUAGUCUCGUAUUUAAAUAGUUACCUAAUGUUAUUUUGUAUUAAUACUAUUAAUAGUAUUCCUUAUGUUAAAACAAGGCAAAUUCAUUUCGUCCAACUGCCUCGCGGAAAUGAAUUUGCUAAAAUGCCAAGUUUUUUGCAAAGAAAAAUGAUUCUAUGAUUCAUAUAAAUGAAAACGCUUAUCAAUGGACUUUUUUGUUUUUGUAAUA